AUGACCGACGACAGCGCUGAUUCACUCAAUGAUGUCGUCACGCAAUUUACCUCUUACGAAGACUUUCUGGAUUCCAAAAUAACAGCUUCUGCUCUGUACUACCUAGAGGAUGAAGAGCUGGCCAGGCAGCUGGUGGAGUUAGGCCAAUGGGGCACCGUUCUCACGCGCGAGGAGUUUCAGUCCCGCAAAGUUUCUCCAUCGCUGAGGAACCAGCACCGGACACUGGCAAGUGCAGGAAAAGAACUGAAAGACAAUUUCCUGAAAGCUCUGGCAGAGAGAGAGGAGAACAAUCGCAAUGGAAUAUUGACUUCCAUUAUUUUCAUAAGGGACCGAAACGCUGGCGUGCAGGAAGUCUCGGGCUAUAUAGACUACGCCCACAGACUGCAAACCGAGGACUUUGAAGCGUACUUCAGCGGAAAGAAGAGACUGAUGCCAAGACGGUCCGACUUGAGCUUCUACAACUGGAGGACCCAAAUGUCCACAUCUCACAGCAGUCCAAACUAUGAAGUGAUCACAGACCAGCCCUCAGGCCUGGUCUUCCAGAACAAGACGGACCGCAAGGUCCUGGAGCUCAACCCAUGGGCGGCGUCAAGUGACAACUGGUCCAGGAGUGAGGUGAAGAGUGAUCUCUAUGUCCAGGUCGUUAUUUACGACCACAAAACACGGAGCACCACUCUGACCCCUUACCCCGCACAAUAACCCUACCCUACCCUAUGACCACUGUGAUCAGCCACAUGUGAUCACAGCCGAGGUGCUUCU
Gadus chalcogrammus (walleye pollock) is the source of this 759-nucleotide messenger RNA. It is a transcript of the gene cfap299, whose product is annotated as cilia and flagella associated protein 299. Lineage: Eukaryota; Metazoa; Chordata; Actinopteri; Gadiformes; Gadidae. The record is from RefSeq and is a predicted model, not a curated record. The transcript is spliced from 6 exons. Bases 1 to 699 code for a protein of 232 amino acids.